AUGCGUGCUUUACCCAUAUACACCAAAACAUUCAUGUUAAAAAUUAAAGAAGUUCUGAUGAAACAUCAUGAUGCGUGGUUUGAGUACCAGUCCAUAUUCAACUGCAAAAAUACUCGAAGUGAGGAAAAAGCCAAUGGCGGAGCCACUUUUGUUAGCACUGUGCUCGACAAGAUGACUGUCCCCACAGUUCUGAGUAACAGUGUCCGUUCUUUGUUUGAGAAGCUUCCGGAUCUACCCUAUCUGCUCCAGCGAAAUGGACUUUGCACCUCUUGUAUCAUUUGUCUCCAGGAGUCAUGGUUCAAUGGUGAAGAGAAUGAUUCCGGGGUCUAA
Molecule: messenger RNA, 330 nt
Organism: Echinostoma caproni
Lineage: Eukaryota; Metazoa; Platyhelminthes; Trematoda; Plagiorchiida; Echinostomatidae
Source: the annotation of a GenBank genome assembly